This is a messenger RNA of Oncorhynchus kisutch (coho salmon), 6430 nucleotides long. Its product is annotated as interferon alpha/beta receptor 1a. The record is from RefSeq and is a predicted model, not a curated record. The transcript is spliced from 7 exons. Bases 125 to 1333 code for a protein of 402 amino acids. Gene Ontology annotation, molecular function: protein binding; interferon receptor activity. NCBI's taxonomy places the organism in Eukaryota, Metazoa, Chordata, Actinopteri, Salmoniformes, Salmonidae. Gene Ontology annotation, cellular component: plasma membrane. Gene Ontology annotation, biological process: cytokine-mediated signaling pathway.
CGGUAAUGUAGACCUAGGCAGCAAUCACAACAACUGUCCGCAGCAACUGGUGAAAUUAACGAUUUGUGAAGGCAGCUUGAGCAAACGUACGGUUGGAUUCCUUGCUAAAUAAUAAUUAUUCAUCAUGAACGUGGGCUUUGCUCUCGUUCUUCUCUGGUCUCUCCCAGUAACCAAUGUGCUUGCAGAGCUGCCUGUACCUCAGAACCUGACUCUGCUCACCCUGAACACAGAGUACCUACUAACAUGGGACUGGGACCGGGACCAGAUGACCACAGGCAACACUGUUACCUUCACUGCAGAGUACAUGGGGAAGUAUAAGAUGCAGAGAAAGAAGAAGAACUGGAGCCGUGUGUGUGAGAGGACCAUACAUACCCACUGUAACUUCACAGGCUCUGAUCUGCACUACCUGGGCAUGUAUGUGCUCAGGGUCCGAGCCAGUGCAGACGGACUGAACUCAGACUGGGUCCUUAAAGACUUCUGCCCCGAUAAAGACGCUGCUUUGGGCCCACCGUCCAGGGUUGAGCUGGCUCCUGUGGGGAACCUGCUGGACGUGACCAUCUCUGACCCCCUGACCAGCACCCAGGGCUCCAUGAAGGAACACGUCCUCUCCCUGUACUACCACAUCCUGUACUGGAGCCUGUCUGAUGACCCUCGGGGUCUAAAGCCUAAUGUGGUGAACUCUAACAACAACCUGGUGACGCUGCCUGAGCUGGAGGCCUGGACGUGGUACUGUGUCAUGGUUCAGUCUCGCUACGACUACUACAACAAGACAAGCGGCUACACAGCACCCCAGUGCAUGCAGACAGAAGGUGACACUCAGUGGAGGCAGAUCUUCCUGUACUUCCUGGUCUCCCUGGUAGUAUGUUUCCUGCUGGUGCUGCUGCCCUACACCUUCUUUAGGUUCUACAGAGUCCUCAAACACACCUUCUACCCCACCAUCCAGCUGCCUGCAUACAUCCAGGAGUACCUCUGUGACUCCUCCCUCGGCUCUGAAAUGCCCAUGCUCCUCACUCCUGAGUCGGAGCUGUGCUGUGAUAAUCUGAGCGUGUACGCCGAGGUGGUGCUGCUGGAGAUCCACAUAGCUCCUCCCUUCACAGCUCCCCCCUCAGGGCUGCAGCAUGACAGCAGCAGGCAUAGCCGCCAGGGCAGUGAAGGCAGUGGAGACUCUGGGGUCUACUCCACAGAGGGAGGCUCCGGCCAGCAGGGUUCUAGUGGUGGGGGUGAGCCAAUCGGGAGAGACAAGGAAGUGGAGAAGGUCAAGCUGGAGGAGAUGGGGGAAGAGCCUGGAGACGAAGGAGUUCCGGAUGAGGGAGUUGUGGAUGUGUGCAUCUGAGGAGAGAAGGAGAGAGCGAGAGGAGCGCUGGGUGGAAAGACUGUAGGUGAUGGUUGAAGAAUUGUAAUAGGGAAAGGAGGAGGGUCAUACAGAAUGUUCUCUGAAGUCUGUCUUUCUACCCCUCAAAGGACACUUUGAAGUUGAUGACAUCUCGCUUAAAAGACAUCACACAGAUUAAAAGACACAUCUCAAAAGUAAGGGUGUAACGGUAAACGUAUUCAUACCGACUCGUUCGGUAUGGGGGACCUCUGUUCAGUCUGCACUGUGAACCCAGAUUAAAACAAACAAUUUUACUGUACCAGUCAAACGUUUGGCCACCCACUCAUUCCAGGGUUUAUCUUUAUUCUUACUAUUUUCUAAAUUGUAUAAUAAUACUGAAGACAUCCAAACUAUGAAAUAACAUACAUGGGAUCAUUAGUAUUCAAAAAUGUGUUAAACAAAUCGAAGUAUAUAUUUUAGAUUCUUCAAAGUAGCCACUCUUUGCCUUUGACAGCUUUGCACACCCUUGGCAUCCCUCUCAACCAGAUUCAUGAGGUUGUCACCUGGAAUGCAUUUCAAUUAACAGGUGUGUCUUGUUAAGUUAAUUUGUGGAAUUCCUUUCCUUAAUGUGUUUGAGCCAAUCAGUUGUGUUGUGCCAAGGUAAGGGUGGUAUACAGAAGAUAGCCCUAUUUGGUAAAAGACCAAGUCCAUAUUAUGGCAAGAACAGCUCAAAUAAGCGAAGACAAACGACAGUCCAUCAUUACUUUAAGACAUGAAGGUCAGUCAAUCUGGAAAAUGGAAAGAACUUUGAAAGUUUCUUCAAGUGAAGUCGCAAAAACCAAGCGCUAUGAUGAAACCGGCUCAUGAGAACCGCCACAGGAAAGGAAGACCCAGAGUUACCUCUACUGCAGAGGAUAAGUUCAUUAGAGUUAGCAGCCUCAGAAAUUGCUACCCAAAUAAAUGCUUCAGAGUUCAAGUAACAGACACAUCUCAACAUCAACUGUUCAGAGGAGACUGCGUGAAUCAGGCCUUCGUGGUUGAAUUGCUGCAAAGAAACCACUACUGAAGGACACCAUUAAGAAGAAGACUUGCUUGGGCCAAGAAACACGAGCAUUGCACAUUAAACUGGUGGAAAUCUGUCCUUUGGUCUGAUUAGUCCAAAUUUGAGAUUUUUGGUUCCAAACGAUGUGUCUUUGAGACGGAGAGUAGGUCAAUGGAUGAUCGCAUGUGUAGUUCCCACCGUAAAGCAUGGAGGUGUGAUGGUGUGAGGGUGCUUUGCUGGUGACUUUGCUGGUGACAAUUCAAGGCACACUUAACCAGAAUGGCUACCACAGCAUUCUGCAGCGAUACACCAUCCCAUCGGUUUGCACUUAGUGGGACUAUCAUUAAUUUUUUAACAUGACAAUGACCCAGAACACACCUCCAGGCUGUGUAAGGGCUAUUUUACCAAGAAGGAGAGUGAUGGAAUGCUGCAUCAGAUGACCUGGCCUCCACAAUCACCCGACCUAAACCCAAUUGAGAUGGUUUGAGAUUAGUUGGACCGCAGAGUGAAGGAAAAGCAGCCAACAAGUGCUCAGCAUAUGUGAGAACUCCUGCAAGACUGUUGGAAAAGCAUUUCUCAUGAAGCUGGUUGAGAAUGCCAAGAAUGUGCAAAGCUGUCAUCAAGGCAAAGGGUGGCUACUUAAAUCAAAAUAUUUUAUAUUCUAACACUUGUUUGGUUACUACUUGAUUCCAUAUCUGUUAUUUCAUAGUUUUUAUUCUACAAUGUAGAAAAUAGUCAAAAUCAAGAAACCCUGGAAUGAGUAGGUGUCCAAACUUUUGACUGGUACUGUACAUGGAUAUUUCACUAGGCCUAUAGGCUGCAUUGUAUGCCUCUUGGGUAAAUCUGAGCAACAACAAAAACAUUUCAGGCUAUCCCGUUAAAACAACUAGAGACUACAGAAUGUGCACGUUGUAAUUACAAUUUGAAUCUUAAUUGAUGGAUUUCUAACUGUCCUUUUUGUGAGGCGCAGCCAGGAAAUAGUUCUGUCCAAUGGCGAGUGGUGGGGUCGAUUUAACCAGGAGGAUUCUCCAUCACCAGUUUGGGAACAUUUUGGCUUCCCAGUAAGAUUAUUGCGGGGAUGGACACAGAGUAUGUUGCCAGUGCAGCUGCCAACACCUCAACAUGUUGACACAGUUACGCUGACAUCACGCCAGUAUUCCUACCACCAGAACAAGACUGCAACUCAAAAAAACAACGCAACGUCGUCUCCCCGCUGCAUUCAAGCAGCCCUUCGCAGCUGAUUCUGACCGGGCCAAAAUAAACAAAUGACAAGAGCGAUAGGUAUGUUUAUUGCCAUGGAAAUGCGCCCAUUCUCGGUGGUUGAGAAGAAUAAGGCGUUUCAGCACUUCUUGAAAGUGCUCGAGCCACGUUACGAACUUCAUUUCAGCAGAUGGGUAGUACCCACUCUAUAUAAGCAAGCUGAAACAGAAGUUGUCAAUAAAUAGGCCAAUGCACCCUGUGUUGUGCUUACUACAGAUGGAUGGACCUCCCAGGGCUACGGAGAGCUACUUAAGUGACAGCCCUUCACAUUUCCCUCAACUGGGAAAUGAAAAGUACCGCGCUAUAGACAUGCCCCCUUUAUGAGAGUCACACAAGUGCACAUAUUUUUCUCUUUGUAAGAAAACCUUAUAGCAUAGGCUUCUACAAUGUCUGAGCCAUGUUUACAUGUUGAUUUCACACACAUAUUGCACUUUAUUUUAGUGUUGUUGAGUAAUCAUGUGUUUUCAUUUCAGAAAAUAUAAACAAAAAUUAACUACAGUAACUGACAUUUUCCCGCUGUACCAAAUCCGAACCGUAGCGCGACCCCUAAACCAGGUUCUGUGAACUUUUACACCCCUACUCAAGGUACCAUCCAUAGCCACCUUGUGACAGGAUGGCAUGUUAUUAAUGUGAUUCCUGUUUGUCUUUAUUCUACCUGUUCACUGCGACAGUUGUGAAUUUGUGCCUGGGUUGUUCUGGGAAUCCCAUGUUGCUCUGUGUUUUAAGGGCAUAGAAACAAUAUUAAAGCUGGGAGAGGAAGGAGCAUCUAUCAGAUUAAGAAUAUCAACAAGACCCCAGCCCACCUUUCUUUUCUAUGGCCAUGCUGGAAGAGUGUAGUGGCAUGGUGUCGUGAGAUGGGUGUGCUCCAAACUACAUGUCAGACAGUACUGGUCACUGCCAAUGGCAUGCCUUCUUUUUCCAGCUAAUUCUGUGACCGUUGGUCCAUUGGCAUGUAUGAAGACUGACUGCUGCAAGAUGUUGUGUGUUCCCCUAUACUGUAACUAAAGCGGUAAACCCCAUUCAAAAUAAAUGAAGGAAUUCAUGGGGAAACAGGGUAGCUCAUCAGUUAAACGGUUAAAUUUGAACAUUUUCAAUCACAAGUAUGGUGCAGAUAAUCAACCUCAAGUUUGUCCAGUCAAGACAUCUUCAAAACGAAGCCCAUCAUGCAUGUUGGUUUUUAUGUAAAUGUUAAAUGUAUUAGUUUGUCCUUUUUAUGAUUCUUAUAGAAUCUGAAAUCAAGAAUAGUGUCAUGUUUUCUCUCUGAGACCUUCUCAUUAUUUGACUUCCUCUUUGUCAUGAAAGGUGCUUUGCUCCAACUGUUGCUGAUUGGACCCCUGAGUCUUAAAGAAGAACUGAAUCUCGUGUGUGAUUUAUUUGAUGCAUUUGUUCUCUGAGCUGAAAACUCCCCUGUCGAACAAAUACCUCCUAGAGGUUUUUCAUUGUAAAUACAACAUUUUGUCAAAGUAAAAAAAGUGGAAAUUAUCAGCGUCACUUAAGUUGAUAAAAGUGACAAAAUAUAUUCAGCAAAUAACCAUAAUGUAUAUUAGCUAAAGCCUCAAAACCGAAGCCAAUACAAAUGUGAAUUUCCUAUGCUUUAUUAUUAUAACCAGCUACAAACAGCUCUUUGUAUUACAUGCCUGUACAGUUGAAGUCAGAAGUUUAUGUACACCUUAGCCAAAUACAUUUAAACUCAAUUGAGAUGUACAAACUAUGGCCACGCUGUCAAUGAAGCAUGCCAAUGUUGAAUGUUUUAUAAUUUUAAGCUUGGAAAAGACACCCUUAAUCCCAGACUUGGGACCAGAUAGCCACUCCACUGAAUAGCAGGCUAGUGAUUGCUUUGCAAAGCUUGCCGUUAGGAUUUGCCAGUAGAUUGUCGACUUGAUUCAUAAUGAUGACUGCUAGCUAAGAUUUUGAAAGUAUGUUGAUGACAUGAUCCGUCCAAUCAAAGCUACUUUAGAUGAAAUUACGUCAGAUCACAUAUCUGUGGCCAAUGACCUCGAACCUUCUUGGAUGGGCACUUCAAAUGUAACUCUAUGGCAGCACCCAAGGGGCUUGAAUUUUAGAGUUUUACCCUACCCUGACUACACAGCUUGCAAAAAUACAUUUAGAAAUCGUAUUAAUUUAUUGCACCCACACUGCUCGUGCGCGUCAACGUUGCCAAGGGCUAAAAUAGAAGUCCUUUCUAUUUAUUUUUUAUUUUUUUACCCAAUCCAAUUGGUAGUUACAGUCUUGUCUCAUCGCUGCAACUCCCGUACGGACUCAGGAGAGACGAAGGUCGAGAGCUAUGCAUCCUCCUGGAAGGAGGAGAGAUCACUAGAAAUGAUUCGGUUGACCGUUAUAUGUGUGGAUUCAUUGUCAGAGUAGGGGACGUUGUGCAUUUCGGGUAAAAUAACAACUCAAUGUUUAUAUCCCAGGACAAAUUUGCUAGCAACAGCAAGCUAGCUAAAUAGGACAAAUGAGCUAGCAAGCUAACUAGCGAAAUUGCCAGACAUGUUUAAUGCUUUUCGACCUGUCCCCAAAUUAAUGUAAUUGGUUCAGAGUUUGUUUUGAUAUUUUAACCUGCGUGUCGUGAUCACGUUUGGUGUAGUGUUGUACAUUUCAUGUAUUGUUUAGAGUUUUGUCGUGCCUUCGCUGGCAUGCAUAUAAAAUAACAUGUUUGCCUCACCAAGAUUGACAUGCUAAAAUUGCCACUGAAAGUAGUCCUGGUGAAUAGUAUGCACAAAACAAUGGUUGUCUUCAUGUAUAUCUCUGGUCAUGCUGUAUUAUUGCAUCCAAAUUGAGUUUCAUUCAUAUUAAAGUAUUUAACUCACCUCAUA